UUCUAUCCUUUUGGCCGAGGAUUUCUCGCCUUUCUGUUGGUAGCGCAUUUUUUCUUCCUCCUUAUCUGGUUUCGGGUUCAUCUUCCUCCACCGCGGAACUCGGCCAUGGGGCGCCGGAUGCGCGGCGGCAUUCGAUUCAGGCCGUUGUGUUCUUCUCAGGCGAGGAGUUUGUUUGCGGUUUUAUUAGGUUUCGCCAGGGAAUUUCGGGCCCGGUGCGCAGGAGGGAGGGAAUGUGGAGAUCCGAGCUCGAUUUAUGAUCCCCGGGACCAGAAAUUAGCCAUCGAUGCUGGCGUAAAGGCGCCCGCUUUUGCCCCCAGUUCCUCCCGUCCCUUUCCGCUCCCGCGCCCGAGAAUUUAUUGCUCCGACGCGCGCCUGCCUCUGCCAGAUUCCCUGCCCCGCCUGCGUACCCGGCCUCCGGAGCUCUCGAUUCCCGGACUAAACCGGGGAACUCAGCCGCAUUCCGCGUGGAAAGCUCCGAGUUCUUGGUGUUUCUCCUCCUCUCCCCCGCGGAGAAGACUGCAGAGUGCAGACGCUCCUCGGACAGCUCCCCCUUUUUCUUUUGCUUUGUGCCUUCAGGGCUCGUUCCUCUGGUCCACAGUUUUCUGGAGUACAUCGCCAAGGUUACAUCUCGUUCAUCCACCACAGUUUGUAUCAGAAACAUUUUGAACUCAGCAGCUCGAGUUUUUAACUUCUCAUCGUCCCAUGAAGUGUGCAAGCAAAGCCGAUCUCCUUUCUCUCUCUCAUGUGAGCCCGUGCCUGCUAAAUCAUCUCUCAUCUGACGACGGCAAAAGCGCAGCCUUAAAAAGCCUCUCUCGCCGCCUGCAAAGAUUCCUUUGGAUGGUAAUCAUGGCCAUGAGUUGCUAAACCCGAUCCAAUGCACUCUGCAUCAUGUUACCCCCUGCCCCUGUUGGCUGCUGCUGCAUCUCCACUUUUCCAACUUGCCCCCUCCUGCCGCCAGGCACAGUCGUUCAUCGCUUCGUUCGACGCGCCAUUUUGCCAUCUUCUCUCGGUUUUAAACAAGAACAGGGCCGUCGACUGUGCUCUCCUUGCGCCCGUCUGGCCUACCAACGCCUGCGAAAAACCCAGCCUUAGCCAUGUGUGUGUCCAGGUUUUCCUGUGAGGACGGCAUCGCGCUACAGUAACACCACCAGGCCUCCUCUUUAAGUCUUUAUGUCCCGUAGGUUCAAAUUUUAAGGCUUCAAAUGCUACUUAAGAGCCUCCCAAGACGCUCCACUCUGCGCUAUUGCUGCCCUGCUGGCUGUUUGUACCGGCGGCGGCUUAUAAACGCUCUUGUUAUUUAGUUAGCUUGAUUGAUUAGCUGGCCUUGCGGAUCUCAGGAAUCUCAAAGCUUUGCUGAUGUUGUAGUGCUCGGAGGUAGUGUUUUAGUCAGAACAAGGCGAUGAUCAACUUGUUCGACCUGAGCACGGGGAUGGCCAGCACCAAGGCACUCUCUGACAGAGCUCACAGAGAAGAUUCUCCAGUUCGUAGAGGCCGGACAGAUAUCAAGAGAACCGUUGAUCCUGCUAAAGUUUGUAUAGAGGAUAAACUGGAGACAAGUACUAGGAGUUCUUUAAGCAGCAAAUCAGAUGCAUCACCCAUGAAGAAGCUACUAGCAAACCAGAUAGCCAAAGAAGUGGAAUCAAAGAGGAAACCACCAAGUGUUGUUGCCAGGUUGAUGGGGCUUGAAGAUGAUCUACCUGCUCAAGAACAGGCAUUACAUUCUGCCAAAAGUAAUUUGAGGAGAAGUCAUUCACAUGAUAAGUAUGCAGCAACAAAGAGGGCCCUGCAGCAGCAAGAGCAGCACCUCUACAGCAAAACAACACGGGGCAAACACACAGGCCCCAAGGAAACAGUAGAAUUUAAGGAUGUGUAUGCAGUCUGCGAAGAACCAUUAAGAACACAUCAUCUUCAGGACCAAACUUCUUCAGGACUGAGGUCUUCACAAAACAAGAGAGACGAAAGGAUAGAAGUUGUUCGACAAAAGUUCAUACAAGCAAAACGCCUCGCCACAGAUGAAAAUUUCCUUCAUUCAAAGGAGUUUCAUGAAGCCCUGGAGGUUCUAAGUUCAAAUAAGGAUCUGUUUCUAAAGUUCCUUGAAGAACCAAGCUCUGUUUUCUCGAACCCGCUCUAUGGACAACACACAAUGGCUGCACCACCUCAGACAAAGCGCAUUACUGUCUUGAAACCAUUUAAAUCUGCUGAGAAUAAAGGGGCAAGAGAAAGCAGAACACACCAAGCUGAUGAAGAAAAUGACUUUGUAAUGGGAAAGUCACACAAGAGAUCUCAUUCAGCAGAAGAUACCUUCUCGAAGCCAAACAGGAUAGUGGUCCUAAAGCCAAGUCCUGGGAAACCUAACAGAGCACAUGCCAGGCUAACUCCCAGAUCAUCUCCAUUUGAACUGAUUCAGCGGACAGCCUUUCUUGGUGAUUUACAAGAUGGUACAUCCACCCUAGGAUGUACAGAAGUAUCGGGUGCUUCGGCUCAAUACCUGCCAGAAGAUCGGCGGCGGCGGGAUGAGUCUCUACUGUCUUCUGUAUACUCAAAUGGGUAUAAUGGAGAUGAGAGCUCUUUAAGCAGGUCAGAAGGUGAUAACAUUGAUGAAGAUGGUGGUAGCCUAAGUGACUCGGAGGUAGUCAGUCCAGUGUCGCGGCAUUCAUGGGAUUAUAUCAAAAGAUAUAGCAGUACUUACUCAUCUUCAACUCAUAGCAGGGCAUCUCAUUCACAUUCAGCUGAGUCGUCUGUGAUCAAAGAAGCCAAAAGGCGACUUUCCGAGAGAUGGACAACGGUAGCAUGUGAUGAGAUCAGUCAAGAAGUAAAGUUGCCAAGGACCUCAAGAACUCUGGGUGACAUGCUCUCCAUCAGAGAAACUGAGAGAGAGGAAACUGAUGCUGUAAUAAACUCUGCUUCAAGUAGCCGGUCGUGUGGCACAAAAAAUGAGUUGGCCAUGCAAGCUAGUUCCGUAUCUACAUUAAGAGAGGAUGAAACUGAGGAGAGCUCUCCAAGAAAUUUAGCGAGAUCAAAAUCUCUCCCGGUGUCAUCAGCAAUGUUUGAUAACAUGGUGGUGUCUGCAAAUUCUGAAGGCUGUGAAACACCGAAGGUGGAUACAAGGCAAGGUAAAGGAAAAUUAUCAUUCAAGGGGAAAGUAUCAAGUUUUUUCUUCCCUAGAAGUAAAAGGCUGGCAGAAGAGAAAACCACCCUUCCUUCUGAUAGCUUUGGUGAGAAGGUUCAAGUCACUUUUCUUGACGACAAGCGAUCAGAGACCAAUAGUGACCUUCAAUUUGAUGAGCAAAUAGCAUUUUGCAAGGACAAAGCUGACAAUUCCACCAUACAAACAAAUUGUUCUUUAAAUGUGGAUGUUGGUUCCAUGGAAGCACCUGUGUCUUCUGACUGCCCUAGUGGAUACACUGAUGAACCCACAUCAAACGGUGGCCUAAAAUGCAUGCGCGAUCAGCCUAGUCCUACUUCAGUUCUGGAUGCAUCAUUUGAAGCUAGCAACACUAAUGAACCUGAAUCAUCAAGAAGUACCAGUGCCUGCAAUGAGAGAGUUGCCUUACGAUCUCGUGCAAUUGAGUCUGUUCCCUGCUCGUUAUCAUGCGAGGACACAUACUCACAUUCUCCAUUACACAUGCAUCAUCUGAAUUCCUCAAAUGCAGAGGAUAAUGAAUCAGAAUGUUAUGCCCUUGUACAGAAGAUACUAUCAUCUGCUGGAUUAGACAACCUACAAGUGAGUAUGGUUUUCACAGGUUGGCAUUCAGCUGAUUGUCCUCUUGAUCCUGCACUGUGUGACAAGUUCUUGGACCGCAAGGAGGAGGCUGCUAAAUCGAGGGAGCGUAGGUCGAACCAAAAGCUUCUCUUCGAUUGUGUAAACAUGGCAUUGGUUGAGACUGGCCAGGAAGCCUUGCUAAGAACCUACCCGUGGGGUAAAGCAUGCUUCGGAGCACGGAGCGAGGCACUGUCUCAAGAUCUAGGGGAAGAAGUAUGGAACCAUGUGAGGGAUUGGCUUUACGGGGUGGACAGAUUGGCGGCAAACGAGUACGGCGAUGCUGCAAUGAUGCUGGAAAGAAUCGUGCACCAGGAGGUGGAAGGAGGAGGCUGGAUGAAAUCAGCGAGGUCGGAAGCGGAUGAGAUCACAAAACAGAUUGCAGAUGGUCUGUUGGUGGAGCUAGUCGGAGAAGCCGUGGCGGAUCUCACAGUUUGUUUUCCACAGCAAGACCUCGCAAUGCCAAUGCCAAAUCUGUAGGAAGCAACUGCUCUGUGUGUGAUGCUGUUAUCAUAGGAGAAGUGGUCUUAAAUUUGUUGUGCUGAGAGAAACCUUCAGCAUCUUCAUACUACUAGCUUGUAACCCAAGCGCACGUAGUAGUUGCUUCUGCAUAUACCUGUAGCGCACCACAGAUUGUAUUACAGCCCUUUUGGUCAAAGCAUGUCAAUUGUGCAGCUCUGCACAAGCCAUGUGGCAACUAGUUUUUCCUUUUUAACUGUCACAGUAGUAGCAUAUUUUACUGUCACCAGCUCCAGCGGCAUGUGGUUUCAGUAUUAUUCUAACUCUCCUUAAAGGAAUGGAAAAAAGUUUGCAAGACCCA
Messenger RNA from Aegilops tauschii subsp. strangulata, 4580 nucleotides. RefSeq lists its product as uncharacterized. NCBI's taxonomy places the organism in Eukaryota, Viridiplantae, Streptophyta, Magnoliopsida, Poales, Poaceae. The record is from RefSeq and is a predicted model, not a curated record.